UCCGAGAUGACAACCUAAGGGAGUCAGUGAUUGUUUUCCGCAGUGCUGGCAAUCAGUUGACGUCCACCACAGUCGUUUCUACUAGCCUUCUACUACAACUGGCCAAAGGAACUGUUCUCGCUCUAUUUGCUGCAUGUUUUCUUCACGGCAGGCCUAGAAGCCAUAGACAGUCAGCAUAUUGUGGCCAGAUUCCAUGGCAGUCCUCAGGAGGCAAGCCACUGGCCAGGCCAGAUUGGCAGGACCAGCUAGAGGAUGCGUUGGAGUGAUUCUGCUUGCUUUGGUCAUUCAGUCUCUUGCAAUCCGUACUGGCGAGGGUGAAUCUGUGUCCAAGACAGCUACGGCUCAGACUCCAGAAACAAAGAUUGACACCAGCAGCAGACAUCUCGGAGACAAUGACAAGACAUACGAUGACAAGAACUACGAUGAAAAGAAGAACGGUAUGAAGAAGCAGGAUGAGAAGAAGUACGACAACGAGUUCGACAAUAAGUACGACAAGAAGUAUGACAAGAAGUAUGAUGACAAGAAGUACGAUGAGAAGUACGAUGAGAAGUACGAUGAGAAGUACGAUGAGAAGUACGAUGAGAAGUACGAUGAGAAGAAGAACGGCAUGAAGAAGCAGGAUGAGAAGAAGUAUGACAAUGAGUACGACAAUAAGUACGACAAUAAGUAUGACAAUAAGUACGACAAUAAGUACGACAAGAAGUACGACAAGAAGUACGACAAGAAGUAUGAUGACAAUAAAUAUGACAAUAAGUAUGACGACAAGAAGUAUAAUGAGAAGAAAUACAAUGAGAAGAAGUCUGGUGAGAAGAAGUAUGACAUGAAGCACGAUGAGAAGUACAAAAAUGAUUACGAAAACGACUACGAUGCUAACUUCGACUGUCAGAAGUACUUUGAUGAUUACCACAAAUAUAUGUACGGCAAUAAGUACGGUAACAAGUACAACAACGACUAUGAGAACUACGGCAUGAAGUAUGGCAAUAAGUAUGACAACUACGGCAUUAUGACAACUACGGCAUGUACGGCAACAAGUACAACAACUACGGCAUGAAAUACGACAAUAAGUACAACAACAAGUUCGACAACAAGUUCGGCAACAAGUUUGACAACAAGUUCGAGAACAAGUAUGACAAUAAGUACGAGAACUACGGCAUGAAGUACGACAAUAAGUACGAGCCCUACGGCAUGAAAUAUGACAAUAUGUAUGGCAAUAGGUAUGGCAAUAUAUAUGACAACAAGUACGACAACGAGUACAAGAACUACGACAUGGAGUACAACAAGAAGUACAGCAACAAGUACAACAACUACGGCACAGAGUACGGCAAUAAGUAUGACAACAAGUAUGACAACGAGUACAAGAACCAUGGCAUGGAGUACAACAAGAAGUACAGCAACAAGUACAACAACUACGGCACAAAGUACGGCAAUAAGAAUGACAAUAAGUACGACAACAAGUAUGACAACGAGUACGAGUACGCCAACAGGUACGGCAAGAACUAUGACAAUAAGUACGAUAACUAUGGCAUGAAGCACGGCAAUAAGUACGGCAAUCAGUAUGACAAUCAGUACAACAAUAAGUACGACGAGAACUACGGCAAUAACUACGGCCAUAACUUCGGCAAUUAUUAGGACAAUAAGCACGGCAAUAAGCAUGAGAAUAAGUAAGAGAAGAAGUAUGGCAAGAAGUACGGUGAGAAGUACGAUGAGAAAUACGACAAGAAGCAGUAGGAUCUAUAUGAUAACAAGAAGUGUGAUGGAAAGAAGUACUGCAACAAAUAUGCUGAGAUGAAUUACGACAAGAAGUUUGAAGUAUCAUGACAAUAAGUGCGAGGAUUACAUGCAGUGAGACGGAUGACAGGAAGAAGAAAAAUGAAUAUAGUGACAAGGAGUACAACAAGAAGUACGCAGCUCGGUCCCCCGGUGCCCACUGGAAAGCCGCAGCGGUUGUGCGGUGACUCCCAAAACUAUAUUCAAAGUCGGGCAUUGGUACCGGCAAGAGUCUCAGAAGUCAGUAGGAGUACAUAGCCCGAAGCUAUUCCACUCAGUUAAUCCCUGGGGGCAUCCUGGGCAAUCAAUGCUGGUGGAAACU
This is a messenger RNA of Chara braunii, 2089 nucleotides long. The record is from the annotation of a GenBank genome assembly. NCBI's taxonomy places the organism in Eukaryota, Viridiplantae, Streptophyta, Charophyceae, Charales, Characeae.